This is a messenger RNA of Suillus plorans, 631 nucleotides long. RefSeq lists its product as uncharacterized. Bases 126 to 533 code for a protein of 135 amino acids. Lineage: Eukaryota; Fungi; Basidiomycota; Agaricomycetes; Boletales; Suillaceae. The record is from RefSeq and is a predicted model, not a curated record. The transcript has 2 exons.
GUAGCAACAUAGCAUCAUGUGCAGUGGAUGCCAUAGCCACCAAGCCUGCUGUUACUGAGGGAUCAAGUGCCAGCAUGCCAUAGCUCAUAGACAGUGUCGUCACCCUCUACUUGAAACCCUCAAACAUGUAUAUGAAGACUGGAACUAAAGAGAAACAAAUUUCCCGACGUCUUGUUCUGAAACAUGGACAAAAACGGGUCACGGUUAAACGGCAAAGGUCGUAUAAUCUCAUGCUUGACUCUGCCUGCAAACAUUUCCCAAACAUUCCGAAAGAUGUGGUCAUAUUUCAGACCAAUCAGCUCGAUAUUUGCGAUGGCUACUAUGUGGACAUCACGGCUGAGAUAUGGUCCGAUGUCAUUGACUUGCUUAACAUCGUUGAAGUGACGCAGCGCGCGGAAAUGACAUUGCCCAUCCCACUGCCACUUGAUGCUUCGGCUAUUUCACUGCCUGACAAUCAAUCGGCACCAAGUCAGGUUAACGAACAGGACAGCUCGUACGCACCUAAAAUAUUCUACAAGUGUUUCCAGUACUGAAGUUGAGACCACAUAGCAGGAACAAUGACAAAGUCACAAUCAAACUUGUUUUUCCAUCUGGCGAGAUCCAGACUGCUAAAAUCCCGAGGGAGAUGAAG